Messenger RNA from Paramecium sonneborni, 2779 nucleotides. The record is from the annotation of a GenBank genome assembly. NCBI's taxonomy places the organism in Eukaryota, Ciliophora, Oligohymenophorea, Peniculida, Parameciidae.
AAUGGAUUAAGAAAACCCAAAGGAAGAGAAUCAAGAUAAACAAGAAGAAUAAGUUGAUGAAUCUUAAAAUCCUUAAACUUAAGAGAAAGAAAAAGAAAAGGAAGAAUAAGUUGAAGAACUUGAAUAAGUUUAAGUUCAGAGUGAGGCGGGUGAGGUAAAAAAAAAAGAAGAAAAAAAGAAUUUAAAUGAAUUUUAAAAUGAUAAUGAAAAUACUUCAAAUAAUGCAAAUACUGCAAAUAAUUCAAAUAAUACAACUCAUAUAAAUUAAUAAGGAUCUUAGAUCUCGAAUUUUUAAGAUAGUAUUCAUGCUUUAGCCUCAAUAAUUAAUAAUAUUGAUAAUUAAGUAUUAUUAUAAAAAGCUCCUUUAGAAAGUCUUUGUGAUUUAUUAUAGAUUGCAAAGCCAAGUGAAUUCGAUGAUAUUACAAAUCCUGCUGAUCUGAAAGAAUUAAUUGAAUAAUAAUAUUAAAGAAAAAGAUCGGAUUUAGAAAUGCUAAUUUAUCAUGUUAUGAAAGGUUAUGAUGAAUUAAACUAAAAAGUUAAUUUAAAUCAAUUAGAAAAAAUAAUGAGAAUUCUUAAAAGCAAAAACAAAAGUAUUUUUAUUACAAAAGAUGGAAUGAGAGAACAUAUUCAUUAAUGUUUUUGUCAUCAUCAUUAAAAUGAAUAAUAAGAAUAAUAAAUAGAAUAACCCUAACAAUAAGAAGAUAAUAUAGAUCAAACGAAAGAGUAAGAAUCAUAAGAUUUAAAAGGAUUAUAAAGUUAAGAAAUUUAAUAAACAAAUUUAGAAUAAAAAGAAAUUAUUGAAAAAGAAAAUUAAAAUGAUAAAAAUAAUGAAAUUAAUUAAAAUGAUAACAAUAAUGAGAAAGAUUAAAAUAAUUAAAAUCACUAAAAUGAAAUAGAAAUCUCAACAAAUAAAGAAGAAGAUGAAUAAAAAUUAGGAGAUUUAUUAUAAAAAUAAUAAUAAGAAGUUGAAUAAUUUUAAUAGUAAAUAGAAUAAAAUAAAACAGCUCUUUAAACUUAAGAAGAAGAAAUUGAUUAAUAAAUUUAAUAAGUUACAUAAUAGGAUGAACAAUAAUAAUUGACAUAAGAAUAAUUAGAAUAAAAUGUUGAAUAAUUAAAACAUUCAAUCUAAAGAAGUAGAGAAUAAAUAGAAAAAUUAACUGAACAAAGGGAUGCACUUCUAGAAAAAAGUAGAGAAUUAGCAUAGAAAUAAUAAGAAUUAAAAAUAUAAUAAUAAUAAAUCUUAAAAUAAUUAAAAUAAAAUGAAGAUGAAGAAGAAGAUAAUAAACCUGUAAUUAUAUCUAUUUUUAAUAUUAUAGAUUUCAUGUUAAGACAUUUUUGGCAUAAUGACUUUGAAUACUUUAAACCUUAAUUAAUUAUAAAACUAUAAUGAUUAAACAAACAGUUUGGUUUUUAAAUUGAGCAAGAAUUAUAAAGUAGAAAUAAAAAGUGAUGAUACUGACCACGUUAGAAAUUUAAAUGAAACUUCUAUUUUAAAAAUUUUACCCUCCAUAAUUCUUGUAAGACACAUAUUUCCUUUUUUGAGUGCUUUUGAAUUAUUCAAAAUUCGAGAAGUUUGUGGAUGGUUUAAAGAAUAGUAAAUAUAGAUAAAAAUAUAUUAGAGUGAAAAAAGCAUGGCCUAUUGUGUUUAAGAGAGAAAUGUUUGAGUAAUUGUUAGCAAGAGAUCUAGCCAAAAAUAUUUACACAGUUUUGAGUUUAUAAACUUUGAAGGGAACUUUAUUUUUUAAGAUUUAAAAUUUAAUUGAAGCCAUAAUUUAAUCUAUUUAAUGGGAGAAAGUAGAUGAAGCAGUAUAACAAGAAUAAAUGGAUAUUAAUAUAUAUAGACCAUUGAUUGUUUUAUUAUCAUUAUUCAACAAAUAGUAAACAAUUGAAUAUCCUCAUUAAAUUGAUGGUUCCUUUGAUAUUAAAGAAUUAGGAAAGGAUAUGAAAACCUAAGUAAUUCAAUAUGUUUAAACAGCAUUUUUACCUUUAAGUUUUAAUUAAAUGAGGAAAAUUAAUGAUAACUUAUUAUAUGCUCCAGAAUUCAGUAUUGAAUUUUAAAGUACAAAAGAAGACAAAUUGCCUUUGUAUCUUACAAUAUUACUUCAAUUGUUAUAUUAUCAUGGAUUAAUACAUAAAACAUUUAUUAUUGAAAAUUUUUAAUUGGAUAAAUGGAAAGUGUAAAUAUAAUAAUAAAAUUUUAGAGAAUAAGAUUUAUUGGGAAAAAGAUAGAGUUAUAAUUAGAAUUUCUUAGAAGGUGCAUACAAAAAAUUAUUGCUUCGAACAUAUUAGGAUGACGGGGAAGAUGAAUAAUCUUUGGAAAAUCUAAACUCAGAUAUAAAUGAAGUAUGAUUAAAUUAAUAUACUUUAGGCCUAACAAUUUUUAAAGGCAUUGACUAAUUUAAUUCCUACUGAAAAUCCUGAACCAGAUAUUGUUAUUAGGAGAAAUAAAACAGUAACAAAAAUUUAUAUAGAUAUUAAUACUAAAAUGGAUAUUCUAGUUUAAACUAUAGAGCAAUAUAGAAGUUAAACUUAAAAUUAAGAAGUUAUAAAUGAAUAAUAAUAAUAAUAAUAAUAAUAAUAAUCUGUUUAAAUUCAAACAGAAUUUGUACAAUCAGAAAAUAUUGAAUAAGAUAAAUAAAUAGAAAUAUAAUAAGAAAAUGAAAUAUCAAACAAAGAUCUUUUAGAAAAGCCUUAAUCCUAAUAAGAUCAUAUACAAAACUAACCUAAUUAACAGACAGAACAAAAAGAAGAAGAGAGUAUUAAUUAGCACAAUGAGUGA